Molecule: messenger RNA, 207 nt
Organism: Penicillium psychrosexuale
Lineage: Eukaryota; Fungi; Ascomycota; Eurotiomycetes; Eurotiales; Aspergillaceae
Exons: 1
Coding region: 1-207 (68 amino acids)
Source: RefSeq, a predicted model, not a curated record
AUGAAAUGCCCGUCAUGUCAGCAAUUCGGCACCGAAACAGGAUUGACACAAGAACGACUCACCUGUGCCACAUGCAGCACUCCUCAGACAGUGGGUAUGACGGUUAUCCUUCUCAAAAGUGUCUAUCCCAGCGAUCAAGUCAUCAACCACACCCACAGGCUUGGGGUCCCAAUCAAACCCGACGCCUUCAUCAUCAUCGGCGUCUAA